Oncorhynchus mykiss (rainbow trout) is the source of this 5480-nucleotide messenger RNA. Its product is annotated as 1-phosphatidylinositol 4,5-bisphosphate phosphodiesterase beta-4. The record is from RefSeq and is a predicted model, not a curated record. Gene Ontology annotation, molecular function: phosphatidylinositol-4,5-bisphosphate phospholipase C activity; calcium ion binding. Gene Ontology annotation, biological process: phosphatidylinositol metabolic process; phosphatidylinositol-mediated signaling; lipid catabolic process. Lineage: Eukaryota; Metazoa; Chordata; Actinopteri; Salmoniformes; Salmonidae.
CCACUGGAUGGCGAGUGGUACAAGAGGAGCGGGCUCUUGGAAGGGAAGGAUAAAGACAAGAGGGGAAGAGAGAGAGAUAGUUUGAGAGGAACAGAGAGAGGGCGGGAGAUACAGCACAGCAGCUGUAAAAAGGAGAAAAAAUCCCGGCCCAGCCUCUGCAAGCAUCAUUUGUCACAUCGGAUUUUAUCCGUUCUCGUCGCAACCAAUUUACGCCAAGAUAUGAGUUUCACCCACUGAAGUUACUUCAUGCUGAACUGAACGUGGUCCAGUGCCCUCCACUGUGCCGCCUCCUCCCAGUUCAGAGCCCUUCCGUCUGUCCGGUGUAAGCAGCCAUGACUAAGUCCUAUGAGUUUAACUGGCAGAAGCACCUGCCUGGCUUCAUGCAGGAAGGAGCCUCAUUCGACAGGUUUGACGAGGACCCGUUUCUGUUUGAGCCCAACUGUCUGGUAAAAGUGGACGACUUUGGCUUCUUCAUCACAUGGAAGAGCGACGGAAAGGAGGGCCAGGUUCUAGAAUGUUCUUUGAUCAACAGUAUUCGAGUCGGAGCCGUUCCAAGGGACCCUAAGAUCCUGUCUUUGUUUGAGGCAGCGGGGAAGAAGGAGGAGGAGCUGGAGGGAUGUGUCAUCUGCGUUUGCAGCGGCACCGACCUCGUCAACCUGUCCUUCAUGUACAUGGUGGCUGACAGCCCAGACACUGCUAGGAAGUGGACAGAGGGUUUGAGGUCAGUGAUCCACAACUUCAGAGCCAAUAACGUCUGUCCUAUGACCUGCCUCAAGAAACAUUGGAUGAGGAUGUGCUUUCUGACCAAUGUGAACGGCAAGAUCCCAGUGAGAACCAUCACACGGACGUUUGCAUCUGGGAAAACAGAGAAAGGAAUCUUUCAGGCUCUGAAGGAACUGGGUCUGCCUAGUGGAAAGAGCGAGGAGAUAGAAGACUCAGCCUUCCCCUUUGACAUCUUCUACGCCCUGACUCAGAAGAUCUGCCCUCGUACUGACAUCCAGGAACUCUUCAACAGAAUCAAUGGGGACAAAAGUGAUUUUUUAAACGUAGACCAGUUAGUCAGCUUUCUGAAUGAAAAUCAGCGCGACCCGCGGCUAAACGAGAUCCUGUUCCCCUUCUACGACCCAAAACGAGCCAUGCAGAUCAUCGAGAAGUACGAGAGAGACCCAGACCUCAAGAAGAAAGGCCGUAUGUCCAGCGAUGGCUUCUGCAGGUACCUGAUGUCAGAUGAGAAUGCCCCGGUGUUCCUGGACUGUCUGGAGCUGUACCAGGACAUGGAACAGCCGCUGGCUCACUACUUCAUCGCCUCCUCCCACAACACCUACCUGACCGGGAGGCAGUUUGGAGGAAAGUCCUCUGUGGAGAUGUACAGACAGGUUCUGCUCUCCGGCUGCAGGUGUGUAGAACUAGACUGCUGGGAUGGAAAAGGAGAAGACCAGGAGCCUAUCAUCACUCAUGGCAAGGCCAUGUGUACUGACAUCCUCUUUAAGGAUGUGAUCUCAGCCAUCAGAGAAACAGCCUUUGUGACAUCUGAGUAUCCUGUGAUCCUGUCAUUUGAAAACCACUGCAGUAAACCCCAGCAGUACAAGAUGGCUCGGUACUGUGAGGAGAUCUUUGGAGACUACCUACUGAGGCAUCCUCUCGAGGGAUACACUGUUGAAGCGGGUCGUCCCUUGCCUUCUCCCAUCGACCUCAAACGCAAAAUCCUCAUCAAAAACAAACGCUUGAAACCUGAGGUGGAACAGAAGCAGUUAGAGUCCUUUAAGAAGCACAUGGAGGCUGGAGAGACCAACACACCAGCUAUCUUACUGGGAGCAGAGACAGAGGAAGAUGUGGAGAAUGCUCUAGGUGAUGUGAAGGAGGUGAACCCUGACUUGAAGAUCAGUACAUCAGAGGAGCCUAGUGAAGACAACAGCCUCAGCACCAGUGUCAGUGUGAAGAAAGAAGGAGAGGAGAGGGACAACAGCAUCAAAAAGGUUGUGGAGGAGGAUCCAACAGAGAUGUCUGAGGCCACAGAAGUUACAGACACCACAGACAUCUCAGAGGCUUCUGAGGAUAACAACAUCAAAAAGACUGGCGAGACGACGGAUGACGAGGAGGCUCUGAUAGCCUCGUACACAUACGUAGGAGCCACCACCAACAUCCACCCCUACCUCUCUGCCAUGGUCAACUACGCACAGCCAGUCAAGUUCCAGAGCUUCGACGUCGCAGAAGAGAGGAACAUCCACCACAACAUGUCGUCAUUUAAUGAGUCAGUGGGUUUGGGUUAUCUAAAGACCAACGCCAUCGAGUUUGUCAACUACAACAAGCGUCAGAUGAGUCGGAUCUAUCCUAAAGGAGGCAGGGUGGACUCCAGUAAUUACAUGCCUCAGAUCUUCUGGAACGCAGGCUGCCAGAUGGUCUCCCUUAACUACCAGACCCCAGAUCUGGCCAUGCAGUUGAACCAGGGAAAGUAUGAGUACAACGGAUCCUGUGGGUAUCUGUUGAAGCCAGACUUCAUGCGUCGCUCAGACAGGAUGUUUGACCCCUUCUCAGAGACACCUGUGGACGGGGUUAUUGCUGCUACCUGCAGUGUACAGGUGUUUUCUGGUCAGUUCCUGUCUGAUAAGAAGAUUGGGACCUACGUAGAGGUGGACAUGUAUGGGUUGCCCACGGAUACCAUCCGCAAAGAGUUCCGCACCCGCAUGGUGAUGAACAACGGCCUGAACCCCGCCUACAACGAAGAACCUUUCGUCUUCAGGAAGGUGAUUCUGCCAGACCUGGCUGUGCUGCGUCUAGCUGUGUAUGAUGACAAUAAUAAGUUGAUAGGUCAGAGGAUUCUACCAUUGGAGGGUCUACAGGCAGGAUACAGACACAUCUCUUUACGCAACGAAGGGAACAAGCCUCUGUCUUUACCCACCGUUUUCUGUAACAUAGUACUUAAGACCUACGUACCCGAAGGCUUUGGAGCCAUCGUGGACGCCCUGUCAGACCCCAAGAAGUUCCUGUCCAUAGCAGAGAAGAGAGCGGACCAGAUGAGAGCUCUGGGGAUUGAAACGAGCGACAUAGCAGAUGUGCCAAAUGAGAGUUCGAAGAACGACAAGAAAGGGAAGGUAAACGCCAACGUGAAGACCAACUUGACGCCACAGACCAGCUCAGACCCGACUCAGUCUUCUACUUCUGCCCAGAACAACACCACUGACACCAAGAAGGAUAUAAAUGCACUGGUGCCUCAUGUGAAUAUUGAUGACUUGAAACAGAUGAAGACGUACCUUAAACUGAUUAAAAAGCAGCAGAAAGAGCUGAACUUUUUAAAGAAGAAGCACGCAAAGGACCGCACCAUCAUGCAGAAGUGCCACUGCACCCAGGUGGACAAGAUGAUUUCUCAGCACGACAAGGAGAAGCUGACACAGGACAAAUUGCUGGAGAAGGCCAUCAAGAAACGAGGAGAAAACAACUGUCUGGAGCUGAAGAAGGAGACUGAGAGUAAAGUGGAGAAACUGAACACUGACCACAAAGCUAAGGUGAAGGACAUUACAGCCCAGCACACUAAGGAGUGGUCAGAGAUGAUCAACUCCCACAGCAGUGUAGAGCAGGAUAUGAAGGACAUCCACGUGGUCCAGCAGUGUGAACAGCUCAAGAAACUACUGAGUGGAGUCCAGGAACAACAGACUCUUUCGCUCAAAUUGAUUCACGAACGGCAGAGCAAGGAGAUGCGGGCCAACCAGGCCAAGACCUCCAUGGAGAACAGCAAGGCCAUCAGCCAGGACAAGACCAUCAAAAACAAGGCAGAGAGGGAGAGGAGAGUUAGAGAGUUGAACAGCAGCAACACCAAAAAGUUCCUGGAAGAAAGGAAAAGGUUGGCUAUGAAGCACCAGAAGGAGAUGGAGACGCUGGAGAAGUCUCAGAAAGAACAGCUAGAGAAACUGGACAAGUUCAAUGAGCAGCUUUUGAAAUCACAUCAUGCCAGUAAACAGUGUCAAGGCCAAAGACAUCCAGCAGAUGGUGAAGCUGGAGGAGGAGAUGGACCGCAGACCAGCCACAGUGGUUUAACCACUCCCACCAACUGAGACACACACACAUAUACACUGCCCAGACCAGCCACAGUGGUUUAACCACUCCCACCAACUGAGACACACACACAGACACACACACACACACUCUGCCCAGACCAGCCACAGUGGUCUGAACACCCCCACCAACACCUAAGACACACACAAACACCCACACAGGCACCGAAUGCUCCCUCAAACAACUGUCGCAGAGACCCAGAAACACUCACACACCCCACUACACACACCCCCUAGAUCCCCCGUUUCAUUUCCUCACCCUGCAAUAUUGUCAUAACUCAUAUCCUCUAUCCCUCUAAAUCUCCCUCAGCAAUGAACCACACCCACACACAGUCAGUCCCCCCUCCAACUCCCCUGUGCUGUGGAGCCAUUGGUGCAGACCGGUGAUUGACAGUAAGAUGAGCGAAUGCUGUUUGAACGUGGGUGGGACAUCCAAAACAUUGAGAGACACAUCCCACCUUCACCGUUCCAUUUCUCCACCACUCUACUACACCCGGAUCCGCUUUUUAUAAUCCUCCAUCCAUCUUUUUAAUCUGUUUUAAAUGGAAGCAAUGUUUGCAGAUAUCAAUAGUCACUGUACACAUACACAAAGACACUGAUACACAUACACACAAUCUUUAUCACGUCUGUUCUUUCGGUUGUCAUGACGGCUUAAAUCAUGUUUUCUGUUCAAACUCUUGUAAUAGUUUUAUUUUGUAUUUUUAAUGGUACCAGGUAUCAAUAACAGGACCAGAAUAUGGAGGGGGAAAAUACGGAUGUAUUAGUUAUACAUUUUAUGUCAGCACAAAAUAUGUAAAUGAUGCUGUAUGCUACACAAGAGUUGAAGUAAUGUCCUGAGCACUUUAUAUGUGGUAGGCAUAAUGUGGUAGACAUAAUGUGGUAGGCUAUCAUAACCCAAGUGAUAGAUGUCUCUGUUUUGAUAUGAAUGUAAACUGAAAAAGGACAAAACGUUGGAUGAGCGCUGUUCGGAGAAAACUAAGCCCAACGUCAGGUAGUCCUAAACACUGCAGCUUGUCCUUCACACAUAGUUUUGUUUUAUCAAGGGAUAUCUACGAAUUUUUCUCAACUAAAAAAAUAUACAAAAGGCUAAACCAGAGACUGAUUUUAAUUCUUUCACACCGACAGAAGUGUGUAUAGGGAGUGUGGAUGUGUAGACCAGUGUUCUUUCGCUGGCCUGUCUUGUAUGACACCGUGUUAGAUUCAGAAAUAACCACUUAAUGUAUUGUAUGUGUCAAAUGGCAUAAAGAGGACAAUCAUUUUUAUUAAUUUUUUUAAAUUUAACAUUCAUUUUGACAUGGAGAUAUAUAUUAAUAUACAUAUACAGUGCAUUUGGAAAGUAUUCAGGCCCCCUUCCCUUUUUCCACAUUUUGUUACGUUACAGCCUUAUUCUAAAAUGGAUGAAAUAAAAAAUGACAAAGCAAAAAAACCUUA